Messenger RNA from Python bivittatus (Burmese python), 2176 nucleotides. RefSeq names its product immunoglobulin superfamily member 1. The record is from RefSeq and is a predicted model, not a curated record. Lineage: Eukaryota; Metazoa; Chordata; Lepidosauria; Squamata; Pythonidae. Gene Ontology annotation, biological process: immune response-regulating signaling pathway.
AGGGAGUUAAGAAAGAUCAGACUGCGAAUCAGAGAAAAGUAGUACAAGAAGCCAACAGGAACCUGCCUUCGAGGUGUAAGGCAUCUUACAGAAUGAAGUUCUCUUUCAACAUCUACUUUCUUGGAUGGUGGCUGACCAGGCAGUGGCAAUUAUCUAGAGGACAAAAUGACUACAAGCCUUCCAUCUCUGUGAGACCCAGCAACGUCGUCCCCUUGGGGGAAGCAUUUUCCAUCAGCUGCACGAGUAAAAUGAACAUGGAAGUACAGUUCUUUCUGUACAGAAGUCAGUCACUUAGUCCCGUGAGAAGAUCUCAGAUGGCAUACCACGAAACUUUAUUUCAUUUUACUGAUGCUACAUUGAUAGAUGGGGAAAUAUACUAUUGCACGUAUUGCUUCUUCAUUAAUAGAAGGUACACCUGCUCAUACCACAGUGAUAAAGUAAAGAUCACAAUAAAAGGACAGCUUUAUCCCAAACCUUCCAUCUCAGUGAGUCCAAGAAACAUGAUCACCGUGGGGGAAAAUGUCGACAUCCACUGUAAAAUUGAAAAGUUUAUUCAAGCAGAGUUCUACUUAUUGAAAGAAGAUUCAUCUCUUCAUUUUAUUCUGAAGACAGCUGGGAAAGAGGCUACAUUCCCUUUUAUCGCAGUUAAUAAAUUGGAUGGAGGACAUUACCGAUGUAAUUAUUGCAACAAAUCAACCUUCUAUGAAUUAUGUUCAGAUUACAGUGACCAAGUACCUAUCAGUAUAAGAGAUCCCAGUCUCCCCAAACCGUCCAUCCAGGUGAAACCCAGAGAAAGCAUUACUCCAGGACAGAAUAUCACCAUUGAGUGCCAAGGCCCGAAGAGUGAUCUGAACUUCUCCCUACACAAUGCCAGGGACCUGCUAGCAUCACAGAUUACAGCACCAGACAAGAACUCAACUGAGUUCCCUUUCUUUAUGGUGGACUUCAAAAAUACAGGAAACUACACCUGUCAGUAUCAUUUAAUGGGAUAUCCUUUUGUGUGGUCAGAGCCAAGUGACCCUGUGGAGUUGUUAGUGAAAGAAGAUACAUUUCCAGAAUUCACGACACUAAUCUGGGUGGGCACUACUUCAGGUCUUGUCUUGCUUCUCGUCCUCCUCCUGUUGAUCUUUCUCCUGUACCAGAAAAGGAGGAAAGGUCCUAUUGCCGAGGAAAGAAAUGAACUAGUGGAUCCACCCCAAAAUGUUUAUGCUGAAAUAGCUCCCUGUGAAAUCACCUAUGCUGAACUAAAUUUUGACUCACUCAAGACCAAGCAAGAGACCAAACCUGAGGAAGUCACUAAACCAGGUGUUUAUGCUUCAAUAGCCCUGCAUAAAGCCCACUGGCAUUAACAGAGAGGCUGACUCAGGAAUGUAAGUUCUGCUAGGACCUUGGCAUACCACUCCAUGGAUACGCAGCAUAAGGCCUACAGAGGGAUGUAACUCCAAAGCAUUGCUACCAACAUGUUGUGGUCAGAUCUCAGCAUUUUCUAGACCUUCUAAAACACGUAUGCCUCCCGGAGACCCUGUUGUUUAAAAGUUUUCUUAAUUUAGAUGAGCUGGAAAAAAAUUGCCUGAAACCACAGAGCAUGGGGAAGGGGAAUAAAGAGGAGAAGGAACAAGUUUUACUCAUAUUCUGUACAAACACCAUUUAGUACUGUGAACUCAAAUGACCCAUUUCAUAAGUAUAUUUCACAUGACAGGUAGUCAUGCAGAAUUACAACUGCGGGAUACACAGCGAUGACUGAGUUGCUUUUCGCACAUAUAAACCAUAGCUUAAUUUUCUACCACCAUUUAAGGGACAUUUUCCCAAUUACACACUAGGGGGUUUGUAAUUCUAACCUUCAGCAAACCUCACAAAGAGUUUAGUUCUUAUUAAUAUGCAUAUAUGAAUUAUACUUCAACAUUUGGAUUUAUAAAAGAUGGAUUAUCACUUCAAGUUCUUUAGCACUUCAGAUGCUAAAGUGGGGGGCGGGGGUUGCUAGAAACCAAGAGUCUGAGGCCAGACUGGUCUGUUACAAUACACAGUACACAGGGGUGAAGUGCUUUUCCUGCACCACAGAUGCUAGAUUCCUUCUUUUCUAGUUCUUGCAGUAUCACAGGUUCUACUUUAAACUUGCUUAACGACCACUUGUUUGAUGGUCUGGAAUUACAACAGCCUUGGGAAAAGUGCUUUAUGA